AUGGAUCGUUUGGAGUAUGAGGCGACAACAUCGGGUAAUGCGGGUUUGUUUAGAAGGAUUAAAGAUGGUGAGGAAUUACCAUAUGUUCCUUAUAAGAAAACACCCAAAGACAUCAGUGUUCUUCACAUUGCACAUGCAUUCAAGCAAAUAUAUUUCUUCAAUGACAUCCCACUUGAAUAUGGAUCUCCACUGUUUUGGGGCACCAACAAGAAAAUGACGGGUGCAUUUCUCUUAACGGAUAAUGCAAUGCAGGGAGUGGACAAACCUUGUAAGUCACGUCAGUAUUUCUCUACUCCAAUAGAAGCAUUGUAUGCACCAUGCGUCUAA
Molecule: messenger RNA, 327 nt
Organism: Prunus armeniaca (apricot)
Lineage: Eukaryota; Viridiplantae; Streptophyta; Magnoliopsida; Rosales; Rosaceae
Source: the annotation of a GenBank genome assembly